Messenger RNA from Andrographis paniculata, 591 nucleotides. RefSeq lists its product as uncharacterized. The record is from RefSeq and is a predicted model, not a curated record. The coding region runs from base 1 to 591 and encodes 196 amino acids. Lineage: Eukaryota; Viridiplantae; Streptophyta; Magnoliopsida; Lamiales; Acanthaceae. The transcript has a single exon.
AUGGGUGGAUGUUUCUCCUCUCAAACCGAUUGCAGUACCAGUUCGAAUCACCAAAAACAGUGCGCAAAUUUGGUGACGCUCGCCGGAGAGCUGCGGCAGUAUCCGAUUCCGGCGACGGUGUCGCAGGUGUUGGACUACGAAGGAUGUUCGCCGGAUUCCUUCUUCGUUUGCAGCUCCGACGGUUUGGAUUUCGACGAUUUCAUUCCGUCGCUGGAUUUGGACGCCGAAUUGGAACCGGCGCAGAUCUACUUUCUCCUCCCGGCUUCGAAGCUUAAGCAUCGGCUAGUAGCCUCCGAUAUGGCUGCCUUAGUCGUGAAGGCUGACAUCGCGCUCAACGCCGCCAAUUCGAGUCGCCGGCGAACAAGUAAAGCUCGGAUUUCCCCUGUUUUGGUGAAUGUGGAAGAUCAGAGUUCCAAUCAACCCAUCACCGUCAACGUAGAAAAAGCUAGCAAAGGAUCAACGGCUGGAAAUUCUCGAUCUCGUUCCACGAGGAAGUUGCAUAGAUUUGCUUCCCGACGGUCGAAACUGGCGAGAUUGUCCUUCAAAAUGAGGCUUACAACGAUUAAUGAAGGUACUGUGCUUCUCGAUUGA